Rhizopus microsporus ATCC 52813 is the source of this 987-nucleotide messenger RNA. RefSeq lists its product as uncharacterized. Bases 298 to 837 code for a protein of 179 amino acids. NCBI's taxonomy places the organism in Eukaryota, Fungi, Mucoromycota, Mucoromycetes, Mucorales, Rhizopodaceae. The record is from RefSeq and is a predicted model, not a curated record. The transcript has a single exon.
CAAUGAUCAAAAUGAGCGACUACCGCGCUAGCUUCUUUGCAAUCACGCAUGUAAUGGCCUUGAUACCACAAAACUAUGUCUUUGUUACAAGCAAUGGCCAAGUAGAGCUACAAGAGACUCAAGGCUAUGACAUUCAGAAACCACUUCCUCUCAAGUUUGUUGAACAGAAUGAGAUGGAACUAAUUCUAUCAGCCUUGCCUCUGUCAACCCAAGCAAUAGAAUGUCAUUCACAAGAGCUUUCUUUGCUUUUUACAGAACAACAAUUAAGAUUAAUACAUUCUUAUUACUUUGGAGCGAAUGGCCCAACCCAUACAAAACCAGGCAAAACACCUUAUUGAAAGUGCCAUUUUCAAUGAAUUAAACAUCACAAAAAGUCCAUAUCAUCAGAAAGAGCUCCACAAUGAAGAAAUGUCGAUAUCUUUGACCUCUAUAACCACAAACAUCAAGAAUAUAUGGAGUGACAAUACCAUAUUUAAAAAACUUCUAGAUCAUCUUUUGAAUGCUUUAUUAAAACUACACUUGGCUGAAAGUAAGGCUGUAGAAUACAGCGAAUAUAUCAAAAAUACCAAAGAGAAAUCAAAGUCGAUAACAGAGGCGACAUCAUCAGUAAGUAAUUCCUUUUCUACAAUUGACUACAAACGAUAUGUUCUUCUCUCAGAAUACAAAAAGCUCAGUACAUUAGAAUGUAAAUUAGAGAAUCUUGAUGAUGAAGAUAAAAGGCAACGUUAUGAAAGAAGAAUAACACGAGGUCAUGACAGGAUAACGUAUUUCAAAAGUUUACCAAAGAAAACAGUUUCGAUAGGAUUUCGUACAAAUACAGAGGGAAUAGAAAAUUAAUUACUUAUUUAUAUAGUCUGAAACUAAUGAUGUAACAGAAAAUGAAGCUAGCAACAAUGAUGAGGCUAGCAAGAAAUAUAAAGAUGAUGCAGUAGAAGCCGUCUGUCUUGUUUAAAAUCAGUGGCAUAACAUCUUGAGAAGUUUUUAUAG